Molecule: messenger RNA, 3695 nt
Organism: Xenopus tropicalis (tropical clawed frog)
Lineage: Eukaryota; Metazoa; Chordata; Amphibia; Anura; Pipidae
Gene: fgf11
Product: fibroblast growth factor 11
Exons: 5
Coding region: 387-1094 (235 amino acids)
Biological process (GO): signal transduction
Molecular function (GO): growth factor activity
Source: RefSeq, a predicted model, not a curated record
UUGCAGAGGGAAACAAGGUGCCCCCCCCACACACUGAUUGGAAUCUCCUGGCUCUCACACACGCCCGACUGUCAGACUGCCCCCCCCAUACAUUUGGCGGCUGCCAGUUGCACAGAGGAGGGAGGCGGAGAGAGGGCUGGGGGGGCCCAGGGAGCGUUGAGGAAAGGGAGAGGCUCCCCCACACACACACUGACAGGAUAACGGGACUGGAACUCCGGGGGACAAGGUCCUGCUAGAGCCCACGAUGGAUCCGUUGGACCCCCCUAACCAGGAGGCAAAUUAGUGGGACAGAGCCCCCCACUCUUUCCCUUGGGCUCAGUCACUGGGGGGGGGAUGUGGGCUGCGCAUAGGGAGCUGCUGUAGGGGCCACACGGGCUGCGCAGGGGAUGGCCGCCUUGGCAAGCUCUCUGAUUCGCCAGAAGCGAGAGGUGAGGGAAUCGGUUGGACCUCGCCCCGUGCCCCCCCAAAGGAAAGUCUGCCCCCGAGGAACCAAGUCUCUGUGUCAGAAACAACUUCUCAUCCUGGUCUCCAAGGUCCGGCUCUGUGGGGCCCAACUAGGGACACAAGAGAAGGACUCCGAGCCUCAGCUGAAAGGCAUUAUCACUCGCUUGCUCAGUAGAGUUGGAUUUUAUCUUCAACUUCUCCCAGAUGGAACCAUCCAAGGUUCAAAAGAAGAGGGAAACCCAUACACGCUCUUCAAUGUCAUCCCGGUGGGUCUGCGCGUGGUGGCCAUUCAGAGCUCAGCUUGUGGUCAGUACGUGGCAAUGAAUUCCGAAGGUCACCUGUACAGCUCCCCCCACUUCACCGCCGAGUGUCAGUUUAAAGAGAGCGUCUUUGAGAAUUACUUUGUCACCUACUCCUCCACCCUCUACCGCCAGCGGAGCUCCGGCCGGUGCUGGUACCUGGGCAUAUAUAAAGAUGGCCGAGCCAUGGAGGGCAAUAGGGUGAAGAGGCACCGCCCUGCGGCUCACUUUCUGCCCAAGCUCAGUGAAGUUGCACUUUAUAAAGAACCCUCUUUACAUGAUGUGGUUAAAGCAUCUCCAAAAAGAAGACUGACCCCAAAACCCAGCGCCAGGCUCAGGGGGGCACGGUGAAGAGGGCAUGAAAGAAGGUGAAGGCCAGAAUAUACACCAGUAACCACCAGGAUGAGAAUGGGGAGGAUGCAGGACUUGCUGAUGAGACUGAGAUCCAUGGAGAAGUAAAUGUGCCAUAUUGGGGAAGGACUUUAGGUAUAAAGACUGAAUGUGGUUAAUGGCGGAGACCUUGGCUUUGUGCUUAUCUCUUUCUUUCAAACCUUCUCUGAGAAUUUUAAGAUCAGAUCCCACUAGCACUGGACCUGCCUCUGGCGCUGACAUGGACCAAUGUGGCACCCAUAGGGCUUCUUCUGCUCCCUCCUCUUGGCCUUGUACUUGGGAAUCAGAACUUUACCUCUUGGACUGAAACAACCUCCACAGACUUGCAUUGUGGGACAUCUCAUGGAACUUGAGACUAUACCUCUAGGACUGAUACACCUUACCCAGACUUGCAUUGUGGGACAUCUCAUGGAACUUGGGACUAUACCUCUAGGACUGAUACACCUUACCCAGACUUGCAUUGUGGGACAUCUCAUGGAACUUGGGACUAUACCUCUAGGACUGAUACACCUUACCCAGACUUGCAUUGUGGGACAUCUCAUGGAACUUGGGACUAUACCUCUAGGACUGAUACACCUUACACAGACUUGCAUUGUGGGAAAACUUAUGAAACUUUGGAAUCUACCUUUAGGACUGCAUUGGGGGAAACUAAAGGAACUUGGGAGAUUACCUUUGGGAACUAUACAACUUACAUAGAGGUGCAUCAUGGGAAAACUUAUAGAACUUGGGGGUUAUCCUCUAGGAUUGCUACUGUUUACAAAAACUUGAAUUGUUGGGGGAAAAUGAAAGAAUUUUGGAUUCUUCCUCUUGGACUAAUACACCUCACACAGAGUUGCAUCAUGGGAAGUCAAGGAACAUGGAAGUCAACUUAGACAGAGUUGCAUCAUGGGAAAUUCAAGGAACAUGGGAAACAACUUAGACAGAGUUGCAUCAUGGGAAAUUCAAGGAACAUGGGAAACAACUUAGACAGAGUUGCAUCAUGGGAAACUAAAGGAACAUGGGAGUCAACUUACACAGAGUUGCAUCAUGGGAAAGUCAAGGAACAUGGGAGUCAAUUAGACAGAUUGCAUCAUGGGAAAGUCAAGGAACAUGGGAGUCAACUUAGACAGAGUUGCAUCAUGGGAAAGUCAAGGAACAUGGGAGUCAACUUACACAGAGUUGCAUCAUGGGAAAGUCAAGGAACAUGGGAGUCAAUUAGACAGAUUGCAUCAUGGGAAAGUCAAGGAACAUGGGAGUCAACUUAGAGUUGCAUCAUGGGAAAGUCAAGGAACAUGGGAGUCAACUUACACAGAGUUGCAUCAUGGGAAAGUCAAGGAUCAUGGGAGACUCUCUUGGCCCAAUACUUACACAGAGGAACCCUCACGAAACUUGGGACUAUACCUCUAGGACUGAUACAAUGUAUGUAACUUUGUACCCCUCCAAUGAAUUCAGGGAAGUCUGAGCUUCAGCCCUAGGACAGUGCCCGGUGGGACGAUGGACUUUACCUCUAGGACUUUAUUGUGACGUUUGUUGGAUUUAUAUCUGUACCUCAAGGAAUCAGGAGCCCCUAUGUGCCAGGUUUGGGGACCCCUGCCUAUAUCUAUAUAUAAAUAUACCCUUAUGUUACUAUGCAUCUAAUGAUAUAUAGAGACAAGCCCUGGGGCAUCAGCAUUUACCCCUAGAGAUAGAUAAAGCAAUAAUGAUUCUGUACUGUGUUUCUACCCCAGCCAUAUGGGGAGGGGGGCAAAUAUCAAUAUCCGUGUAUAUUUAUAUAGUGAUGGGAACAUAUAUAACCGUUGCACCCUCUAAUCCUUGUGCUUCCACGCAGGAUCUUUGUAGCCAAUAAAUGCCCCAAUCAGCGGGGGCAGGACAGCCGGGAAAUUCUUCCUUUAAAGGGGAAGUAAAACGUAGGGUCCUUUUAGCCUAUUAAACUAAGGGCUGCGCCGUCAUUUCAUUUCAACCACCAAACCUUUGGGGGCGCUGUUCUGCACAGCCCUGGGGGGAAGCACUAGCAGUUGGCCACCUCUGGUGAGAAAUGGUACUGCAACUAAUAAUCUAUAAAUGCAUUUCUAGAAGUGCCCCCCAGAGGCCGCAUUUACCCCAUCACUUCUAGCAACAGGAAUCUGAUUGGCCAUGUAGCCGAACAGCUCAGUGUAACUCGCGGAGCAAUAACCCCACACUGUGAGUGAGCAUGCCCAGUUAGCCACUUGGCCGCCCAGGUUAUAGGUCUGUAAGAGCGGAAUGUGCUGAUACCCCCCCAGGCCAAUAAGCAGCACCAGCAUAACCCAAGGGAAGUGGGAGUAGAAUCAGCACAUCUUAUUGGACUGUGAAGGAUGAUGGGAGAUGUAGUCCAAGAGCAGCUGCUAGGCCUCGGCUUGGUGUAAAGGGCAAGUAACCCGUAUUACAUGGCACGGGAAACGCCUCACCAUCUCAUCUUUGUCCCCUCUAUAGACCCCCCAUGGAUACUCCCAGCAUGCUCAGGGGUCGCCACAAUGUUCAGCCUGAUAGGAAAUGUUCUGAGCCACGUUUAUCAGAACCAGAUCCGAUUGGCACCUCAAUAAAGAUACAAUUUCAUUAUAUAAA